Messenger RNA from Colletotrichum higginsianum IMI 349063, 1443 nucleotides. Its product is annotated as Chromosome segregation protein. The record is from RefSeq and is a predicted model, not a curated record. Lineage: Eukaryota; Fungi; Ascomycota; Sordariomycetes; Glomerellales; Glomerellaceae. Gene Ontology annotation, molecular function: protein binding; microtubule site clamp. Gene Ontology annotation, cellular component: nucleolus; chromosome, centromeric core domain; mitotic spindle. The transcript has 3 exons. Gene Ontology annotation, biological process: homologous chromosome segregation; attachment of mitotic spindle microtubules to kinetochore; meiotic sister chromatid segregation. The coding region runs from base 1 to 1443 and encodes 480 amino acids.
AUGUCUCGUGCUGCUCGGGCAUCCAAGUUGCUAGCAUUAGCGGAUUCAGAUUCCGACGAACUUUCCGGCCUUGGCGCAAAGGCCAGCAGCGGCCGCACGUCAGAAGAACAGAAGAUGCCGCCGGCGAAGAAGGCCAGGGGUCGACCUCCGGCCGCCAAUAAAGUCAGGAAGCCAGCGCAAAGAGCGACGAAAGCUCGCACGAACACCAAGAUCGCAGCAGUGGUAGAAAAAGCAGAAUAUGAGGAUGACGUUGACGCUUCGACCAAGAUCCAUGGAAAUUCUUCGAAGAAGGGGCGCAAAGCAGCAGCGAAGUACAAAGGCGACGAUGAGGACAUAGCCGAAACGGAUGAGGAGGUCACUUCUUCGGUUAAGCUGAGUGUCGCCAAGCCUAGAGGGCGUCCGAAGGCCGUAGCUGCAGCUGCAGCAGCAUCCAAUACAGACGAAUCAAAGAAGAUACAGGAGUCCAUCCUGAAGCGCACCUCGCCGGUGGCCAAACGAGGGCGCCGCCCCGCGAUCAAGUCAACAACGAACGAAGACUCGGAAAUUGCGGAGACACAGCCUGAAGAUUUCAUGGACAUUGACACAGAAGUUGAUGCCGAAUUCGAGGACUUGCCGGCACCACGACAGCCUGUCCACCGUUCCAAUAGAACCACGGAGAGCUCGGGCGUGGAAGCAAAUGAGGUGGUGUUGAGGCGGCGGCUGGGCGAGACGACAAGAAAAUACGACAAUUUAGAGGCAAAAUAUCGUGAUCUUCGGGACAUUGGGGUCAAAGCAGCCGAACGAAACUUCGAUAUUCUUAAGAAGGAGAGCGAGGAGCGAGCGAAAACUGCGAAUGAACUCAUAAGUCACCUCAAGGCCGAUCUUGCCGUGCAACGGGACUUGGCAAAGGCAGGACAACAGCACCAGAAGCAUCUCCAGGAAAUGGAGGCGAAAGUGACAGCAUUGACCACGUCGUUGGCCGAGGCGAAACAAGAAGUGAAGACGCUAUCGACGAGAUUGGCCGCGAGCAGGUCCGCUGAAGCUGCAGCAAGUGCCAAGGUGGUUCCUGGUAGUGCUGUUAAGAGUGGAAGCGCCGCUGCUGCUCGAGCUAUCGCAAGUUCAGAUGCGGUGCAAACGGGGCAACUGAGGGAGGACCUUUAUGGCGAUUUGACCGGCCUUAUUGUCAGGUUGACGAAGCGCGACCCUGCCGGUCAGGUCUUUGACUGUAUACAGACGGGAAGAAACGGAACACUUCACUUCAAGCUUGAAGUCGAGAGCGAGAGUUCAGGCGAGCAUUACGAAGAAGCACACUUCACGUACAAGCCACAGUUGGACUCAAACCGGGACCGAGACUUGAUUGAUAUGCUCCCUGAUUUCCUGGUCGAAGAGAUCACAUUCCCUCGACCACAUGCCGCGAAGUUCUAUGCGCGGGUGAUCAAGUCUUUGACAGAGCGCAUUGAUUAA